GGAAACGGGAAAAUGGGCAACCGGGGAGCGGGAAAACCGUAAGAACUGGAGAACCGGGAGACGCAGAAACCGAGAAACGGGAACACAGGGGACGGGAAAACCGUGGGCAUCGGGGAACCGGGAAGCCACAGGAUCGGGGAAACGGGAAACCAGGGCACCCGGGAGUCGUGGGAACCGUGGAGUGGUGGGCACGGGAAAACCGGGGGCACCGGGAAAGGGUUAAGCGUGGGCACUGGAGAGCUGCAACACUAGGAACAUGGGGAAACAGGUAACCAGAGAGCGGGAAAACCGGGCACCGGGGAGAGGGAAAACAGUGGGCACCGGGGAGCCAGGAGCAUCGGGAGUCACAGCACCGGGGAAGCGGGAAGCCAUGAGCAUCGGGAAACGGUGUGGACUUCAAGAUGAAGACCAUCGAGGUGGAUGGGAUCAAGGUGCGGAUACAGAUCUGGGACACAGCUGGCCAGGAGCGGUACCAGACCAUCACCAAGCAGUACUACCGGCGGGCACAGGGCAUUUUCCUGGUGUACGACAUCAGCAGCGAGCGCUCCUACCAGCACAUCGUGAAGUGGGCCAGCGACGUGGAUGAGUACGCACCCGAUGGCGUCCAGAAAAUCCUCAUCGGGAACAAGGCAGACAAGGAGCACAAGAGGCAAGUGCCCAAAGAGCAAGGGCUGCAGCUGGCCAGGGAAUACGGGAUGGAUUUCUACGAGACCAGUGCCUGCAGCAACCUCAACAUCAAGGAGUCCUUCACACGGCUGACGGAGCUGGUGCUGCAGGCGCACCGCAAGGAGCUGGACGAGCUGCGGGGGCUGCCCCGCGCCCCCACCCUGGUCCGGCUGGAGGAGGACGAGCAGCAGCCCCUGGGGAGCGAGGACACCCCCAAAACCUGCUGGUGUUGAAGGCUGGGACCCCCUGACCCCUCCUCCCCAGGCUGUGUCAGGGGCCGUGGUAGGGGCAGGACUGAGGCAGCCCCCAUAGAGUGGGGGGGCAACAUGGGACACCCCCAGGGACAGGGAACGUGGCAAGGCGGGCCCCCCAUCCUGGACCUGUGCCCUCCUCGGCUUGCGGGUGGGGUGGGGGCUGUCCAGGCACUGUGUGCCCACCCUGUGCCUGCCCGUGGGACCCCCGGUUUUACACAGUGGUUUGCAGAAUAAAGGUGAUGCUGGA
Molecule: messenger RNA, 1167 nt
Organism: Passer montanus (Eurasian tree sparrow)
Lineage: Eukaryota; Metazoa; Chordata; Aves; Passeriformes; Passeridae
Gene: RAB15
Product: RAB15, member RAS oncogene family
Exons: 7
Coding region: 402-899 (165 amino acids)
Biological process (GO): Rab protein signal transduction
Molecular function (GO): GTPase activity; GTP binding
Source: RefSeq, a predicted model, not a curated record